ACCGGAAGUGUCGUCAUCUUGUGCGGCUCCGGGUUGUCGCCAUGUUCAAAAUCUGCGAAGCUUUAUUGCACGGUCUGGAUUUGUCCAACAACUAUGUUUAAAUAAAGAAAUGGAUCGUUUGAAUAAGACAAGGGUAGAGGAAGCUUUCUCCCCAGCGGAGCAGAUCAACAAAAUGAUCGAACUCCCUAACUACAGCAGCCAGUUGAUGCAGCAACUGUGGACCCUGCGGAAGGAGGGUCACUUUUGUGACUGCACGGUCCUGGUGGGAGACAACCCUCACCGUGCACAUAAAAUAGUCCUGGCAGCUUCCAGCAUGCUUUUCAGGUCGCUGCUGAAUUAUUCUGAUACUGUCUCCAUCGACACCACUUUGGUUUCCUCGCAGGAGUUCGGCUGCCUUCUGGACAUGGUCUAUACAGGCAAGCUACCAAUGGGAAAACACAACGUCAGCCGCAUCAUUGCUGCUGCAGACAACCUGCAGAUGUUUGAUGUAGCUGUGAGCUUUAAAAAUGUCCUCACCAACAUUAUCAACCAGCAGCCGCUAGCCUCCCCACCUUCUACACAGACCCCAACCCUCACCCCAGUCAACAAAAUCCAGAGCCCUAACUCUGAAGUUCCAGUUGCUUCACCCAGCAAUGAUAAGUCAGCUGAAGAUGGGAUACAGGUGAAGGAUAAUUCAGAGGCGCAUCGGUGUGAAGAUCCAAAUGAAAUUGCAAAGGAGCCUUCAUGUAAAAGAGUCUGUCCAGAAUUUUCAGAGUCUCCAGUGCCCGAAGAAGACAAAGCCACAGAUAGUGCCGUAGAAGAAGACGAUAGAACAGCCACCAAAAUUACACCGACUUGGUUGGAGCGCUCUUCUCAGCUGACUGAGAAACUUGCCAGUGUGCCAGACCUUGUUCAGCUCUUGAGCCAAUCAGCACACAGCUCUCUGGGUGAACAGGAGAGACAGUUAGUGUGCAAGUGCUGUGAAGAAGAUGACCCGCCCUCAGUAGUGAGUCAGCUGUGGGGCCAAGUGGAGAAGGGACUUGUCAGUGAGCAAGCUGUCCUGAAGCUGCUCCGCACUGUCCAACAGGGAGCUCCCUCCUCUUUCCCUAUGUCAUGGCUCUCGCAGCUGGAGACCUUGGAGAAUAUGCAGGAGCCAGAUGGACCUCAGGCUGCAAGUCAAGCAGUAGAAAUAUUGUCCGAGUCAGAAAUGGAGAACAGCGGCAGCAAAAGUGAAAUGAAGCUCGAGCAGAGCAACAUAGAAGAGCCUGAGGUGAAAGAGGAAGACGAGCACUCUUCAUUCUCAAAGUCUUACUCCUGUUGCUGGUGUAAGAAGAGUUUUGCCUACAAGUGCCGAGUUAUGGCCCAUAUGAAGCGCUGCCCCAUGUCCAAGGAUUGUCAGCUGCAGUGUCCGCAGUGCCCUUUGAAGCUGCCCAACAAGAGGGCUUUACAGCGUCAUUUGACUGAGGCUCACCCAGGUAAUGCAGGAGACAAGAAGAAGAAGGUCGCCUGUGACCUCUGUGGGCGGACCUUUGCACACCCAUCAGGUAUGAUUUACCACAAGCGCACGGAGCAUUUUGAGGAGAAGCCGUACGCCUGCGAGACGUGCGGCGCCAAAUUUCCCGCCACCUCCUCUUUGAAGAAUCACAUGCGGCUCCACACGGGAGAGAAACCUUACCACUGCAAGCACUGCGACAUGAGCUUCAGAGUGGCUGCGGCGCUGGCCUACCACACCAAGAAGAAACACUCCGAGGGCAAAAUGUACGUCUGUCAGUAUUGCAAGGCCGUCUUCGCCCAGUCAAUCGAGCUCACGCGGCACGUGCGGACACACACGGGCGAUAAGCCCUACGUAUGUCGCGAAUGCGGAAAAGGCCACAGCCAGGCCAGCGGCUUGACGGUCCACCUGCAAACCUUCCACAACAUGUCGCAGCCCCUCAACUGUCAGAAGUGUUGCCUCAGCUUCCAGACUUUAGAGGAGCAUCAGAAGCACAUUGAGGAGCUCCAUGUGAAGCUGAUGCACAAGUGUCACACAUGCCGCAAAGUUUUCACCAGUGCCGCAUUGCUGGAGAAACACAAGUCCAUCCACACUGGGGUCAAGCCCUACGUCUGCAACCUCUGCAAUAAAUCUUACCAGCAACUGUCGGGCCUGUGGUACCAUAACAGGACCAACCACCCUGAGGUGUUUGCGAACCAAACGCAGCAACUGAAGACCCUGGUGCAGUGUGACAUCUGCUUCAGGUUCUUCCCUUGUGCCUCCAGUCUGGCCAAACACCAAAAAGCUGAACAUGAAGAUUCUGCAGCAUCCACCCUGCACUGUGCGCACUGUCAAGUUGUGUUCAGUGGGUCUGCAGAGCUGCAGGAGCACAUCUGCAGUCAGCACGCAACGAGCGCUAACCGGUUCAUCUGCCCCUUGUGCGCCCUGAUCAGUACCUCCCAGACGGAGUUGCAGGAGCACCUCCUCUCAUGCCACAUGGAAGCCCAGCAGACGCAGGAGGAGGCUAGCGAGGAGGCCUCCAGCGCACACACAUUAAAAGUGAUCACAGUGCAUCAGCCAGAGGGGGAGGCGAUGGAGUCGGCCGACUCUGAGGAACAGUCGCAGCCGUCUGUGAGCCAGCAAGUGUUUGUGACUCUGGCAGGACAAGGGGAAGGCGAUCCCCCAGCCGAGGUGGUGGAGGUCAACAUGUACGAUCUGCUCAACAACUCGGUUACAUUCAUCUGUGAAGCCAAACCAUCAGAUUUUUAGCCACUUUCUGUCCAUCUCCAACUGGUUCCACAACCAAACUUGCCACUCUUGGAGUUAUGGAGGUCGAGUCGUUUUUGUCGCAGCUUAGUGUGUUUUAUUUGAAAAACUUGUUGUCAACAAGGCCAACUAAAUGUAAUAGCUUAACUUUGUACCGUCUUUUGUGGAGACCCUGAUAGUCUACCUCAUGAAAAUUAAUGCCCCCCACUAAUUGACAGCGCUGCAUCUUAUCAACAUUAAAAACAGCUACAAAAGUAUUUGGAUAACGACGACGGUGGUUUUAUUGUUUUACCUUGACCAUUAUGGAGCUUAAAUAAAGCAUCCAAGAUCUGCAUUUGAAUUGCAGACUUUUAGCUUUAA
Messenger RNA from Hippocampus comes (tiger tail seahorse), 3076 nucleotides. RefSeq names its product zinc finger and BTB domain containing 40 (gene zbtb40). Gene Ontology annotation, biological process: regulation of transcription by RNA polymerase II. The record is from RefSeq and is a predicted model, not a curated record. Gene Ontology annotation, molecular function: RNA polymerase II cis-regulatory region sequence-specific DNA binding; protein binding; DNA-binding transcription factor activity, RNA polymerase II-specific. Bases 110 to 2719 code for a protein of 869 amino acids. The transcript is spliced from 12 exons. NCBI's taxonomy places the organism in Eukaryota, Metazoa, Chordata, Actinopteri, Syngnathiformes, Syngnathidae. Gene Ontology annotation, cellular component: nucleus.